GCAAUGUCAACUGUAACAUUAAUCCUUGUUUUAAAUCAUAGUAUCUCAAAUAGCAGCUGGUACUAGUUGUACAGUUCUCUUUCAGUUUACAUCAGAGAGCCCAAUGGAGUCUUUUGAAGGACCCAGUCAGGUUAACAGGGCUAACUUAUUACAAGUCCCCACUGGAAAUGAUUUCACUUCAGAGGAUGAAGAUGUUAACACUGACAUUAAACUUCGUUACUCCCCACGUCCCCGAAGACGGAAUUCUUCAGCUUCAGAGGAAGAGGAGGCAGAUACUCCCACCAACAUCUCAAGAAAAGUUUCAUUUGCUGAUGCCUUUGGGUUUGAUCUUGUGUCUGUUAAGGAGUUCAACAUCUGGGAAUUUCCUAAUACAGGAGAAGAAAAUUAUACAGAAGAUGAAGUUUUCCCUCAGGAUGAAUAUUUUUUCUCCCCACAGUUUACAUUGCCUGCUUCUCAAGAAGAACUUUUACAAAAAGUGCGAGAGCAAAAAGUAAUGUUGGAGUCAGCCCUGCUCCUGCCUGGGGUUACCUGUAUGAGCGGCAUCGUGCGAGUCCUCAAUGUAUCCUUUGAAAAACAGGUCUAUGUUCGAAUGACACUGGAUAACUGGCUCAGUUAUUAUGACAUCCUGGCAGAGUUCAUGCCCAAUUCUUGUGGUGGUGAAACGGAUCAGUUUUGCUUUAAGAUUUCUUUGGCGCCUCCUUUCCAGAAAGAUGGAAUUAAGGUGGAAUUCUGUAUACGCUACGAGACAUCGGUUGGUACCUUCUGGGCAAACAAUGAUGACAAAAAUUACACACUAAUCUGUCACAAGAAAGAAACUGUGCCCAAGGUGGAUAAUAAACCCCAGAAAGAGGUUACAGAUAGGUGUCUUAAAGGCUGCUUAAAGACAACACAAAGCAGAAAAGAAGAAAUAUUGGCAACGUCUGAUGAUGGCACAUGGAAUAACUCAAGGACUUCAGACACAAACAUCCCAGAGAUUGUUUAUUCACAAGCAGAAGACAAAGACACCAAGCUAGCUAAUGAAAAUAUAAAAGAGAAAAAUGCAGAAUACAACCAGGGUGAUCACAAAGAUGAUGAAAAAGAAUUAGAGUUGCUGUUAAAUCAGCACUUCACAGGAGCUAGAGGUACCUCUUCCAGAGAUGAAAGGAAUUUAUAUACAACAGAACCAAUUAAUUUUCCAAGUGAAACUGAAGGAUUGGUGAAAAAGCUAACGUGUAUAGAAAGAAGCAGUGACUUGCACCCUGUGUCUAUCAGUUCCUCAUCUGAAAACACUUCACAUGCAAUAGGAGAAGAAUUAAAAGAUAAAGCUAAGUAUUCCGUAAAAGAUUAUAAUAAUCAGCUACCAGGGAAGGAAGUCACUGCUGGCUCAGUAAACAGCUAUGAGUGGUCUUUGGAACAUACUGGCACCAGUGAAAGCCUUUUAUCAGCAAAACACUUUCCUCUGACAAAGCAGGAUGAGGCUUUCAAUACUAUGGCCACGGGCUCAAGCCGACAAGGAGAGAGGCACACAGAUAUUUCAAAAGGUGAAAUAGAUAGUGCCUCGGGAAGUAAGAUGAUGGAGAGGCUAUUCACCAGUGAGCAUGCUGCUGGUACCUCAAAAGGGGCCUGUGAAACAAGACCAGAAACCAUUUUACCAGAGCAUGAUGAAUCCAUGCAAUUAAAGGCAUGCACAGCAAGGACGCUGGAUGGCAAUGCUAAUCCAGCUCUGGAGCACCAGGCACCACAAAUGUCUCUCCAAACUUUGGAUUCAUUGUUGUCAGAUGCUGACAAAAAUGAAGGAAAAAUCAAGAUGAUUGAAAGCAAAGUUCAGGUACAUUUAAGAGGAGAUUUAUGUGCCGGCACUUUUGCACAUGCUGGUGUCUCAACAGAUUCAACACAGAGAAAAGGAGUUGGUGAAAUGUCAGAAAAGAACACUGAUUUAGGGAAGCAGAUGAAAGUCAUUGAAGUAGCAGACUUGGCAUCAAUUGGUGAGGAGGAAGCUUCCAAGCUUUUCAAGUCCCACAGGAAACACAGUGCCAAAGCCCUGAACCCAGCUGAGAGCAGCAAGCAGGCACCCAGGGCCACCGGGGUGGGUGAAAGGCAGCCUGAGGACACCCAGGAACACAGCGGAUUCAGAAGGGUGAAAGGCAGACAGAAGACAGACAACACAGCCUUUGCAGAGCAGAGGUGGCAAGAAACAGGGAGUGAGGUUCAGUGGAGAGUGAGCGGGAGCAUGGAACCUCAGACUGGGACCUCCACAAAGGAGUUGUUUACCUGCCAGGAGGCAGAGAGUUGUGAAAAGACUUCUGUCUCUGAGCAGGGUAUUACAGAGAAAGCAGAGGAAGGUACAGCUUAUAUAAUUAAAACAACAUCAGAAAGUGCUCCAGAAAAAAUGCCUGGCAGUGAAAAAGCAGUAAUUGCUAAGCUACCUCGAGAGACUGCACUAAGUGACAGGCCCACAGAGGAAAAGGAAACAGCGUUUGAUACACAUGAAGGGAGAAAUGAUGGUUCACAUUAUGCUCUUUGUCAACUCAACACAGUGGGUGUAUUAUGUGACACUGGAUUUGAAAAGGAAUCAGUUUUAGGUAUUUAUAAUGCAUGCGUACAUGAAACACUGCAAGGGGAAACGAAGUCUGUGUGCAGUAGCAGAGAAAAAUGUGCCAAAGCACAAGCAGACAAUAUUCUACCUGCAGGAGAAGCAGUAAAGACUUCUGCUACGGGAAAUUUGCAGGAGGGUCUAUGUUCAGAAGUACCUAAAAGUCCCCUGGGCACUCAGAAGCAUCUAUACCAUGAGCAAGCAGAAAAGCUCUACAGGGAAGAAAGCCACGGUGAUACACUUUCCUGUUUAUGUUCUAAAGCUGAAACAAAAAUGCCACCUUCUGGUACAAAUACUGUGCCUAGCUACCAUUAUAAAAGCUCUUCAGUGGCAUCUUCAGAAGGGCCCACUGUGGAACGAGGCACGGAGCACCUGUACAGAUACCUGGAAUCCAAAGUCAUUGACAAGGCUGCUGCUGAGUCAGGGUACAGUUUAAAUCUAAAACAUGACAUUUCUGGAGAAGAAAGAGGAAGGAAUGUAGGUCAACUUUUCCAUCAAGCAGAGCUCCAAAAAGAGAAGUCGUGGAGGCCAGAGGUUUUAAUUAGUAAGUCUACCAAAGAAAAUGGAGGAACAGACUCUCAAGCUGAACAUUUAAUAACUGAGGAGAAAACAAGAAACUGGCUUGAGGACUCGCAGAAAGAAAGCCAACAUGCUUCUGAUUCUGCAGAUAUUUCUAACCAGAAGAGUGAAGCACUUAAGUUACCCAGUGAGUCUCUAGGUUUGAAACAUACUGCUUUCAAAAUAUUUUAUUUCUUCUUGUUUCUUCUAUUUGCUGCAACACUCUAUCAUUAUGAUUUGAUGGUCUGCCUUGCACUCUACCUGUUCUCCUUGUAUUGGCUAUACCAUGAAGGAAGAAGAAACAAGGAGUCUAUCAAGAAGGAAUAACAUUGACUGUCAACUGUGCUCAGGAUCCAUGGUCAAUAAUCUUCAAUUCCACCAAAGCAUUUUCACUGUUAAAGUGUUUAUUCUUUGUUAGAACCAAAGCAAGAUUUUCACAGCAGAAUCUUUUAUUAAGAGAUUGCAUAUGAAGUUGAGCCUUCAUAUAAGUAAUUAAACUAUGCAGGACCAUUAUAUUUGGAUCAUUAAAUACCUAUAUGAGUUCUGAACCACGUCAAGUUAAAAUGAAGUACAGCUGUUGCUUCUUGGCAGGAUGUGAAAAGCAAUGCUUCAUGUCUCUGUAGUACUUAAACCCACCCAUUUACUUACUUUAAUUUCUUUUACAUUAAAGCUUCAUAUUUUUCUGGGAAUUUUUUUCCUAAGAUUCCGUGUGGUACAUAACAACACAAGGUACAGUAUAAAACCUAAGUCAGUAUUUUGGUGCUGACAUUGCAGUAGAUAAUCUGCUAGUGUAAUUAGCCAAUGCUCUAAGCAAUGCAUUUGGUUGAUAGUUUAAUACAUUUUUCCAAACUUUUAUUUCAUUAUUUUGACUUAGAGCUUCAGCAGUAUCCCUGCUUGAAAAAUGUAAGGCUUUGACUUCAGUAGCAUUAUGUAACUUCCAGGAUGUAACUGCAUAGCAGUUCACAGAUGUGCUGUUUCCACCCUGUAGAUUGAAGGUCACAGCCACAGGCCUCUUACUGAUCACUCAAUGCUCAAAAGGUUUUGGGUUUCACCAAUGAGGACUGAGUAACAUGACUGAGAAUUUCACUGAGUAACGUGACUGAGAAUUUCAUGUAUUCUGGGCAAAACUCUUGAGUGACAUUUUUUGCCAGAAUUGCUUGAGCAUAUCUACAAAGCAUUAAAUAAAUUUUACAAAGGAAUACUACAACUGUGUGGAGCAUGUCUGAAUUAGAUUUACUGCUUUUUUUUCUUGUGGCUUGCGACCUAGAGCUAAUCCAACACCUAGAGAAAACCCUGGGCACGACCCUGCUGUUCAGCAAGGCUGCUUUGUCUGAUUUGGGUGAGGCAGAAAAAAACAGUAUCUGCCCUAAGGAGAGCCCAAAGUGACCCUAUGCAGCAAUUUUGUGGGCAGACACACGGGUAACUUUGCUGCUCCAACACUGCUGGUGUCUCCCACACACGAUCAAGAACAAAUUUUGUCCAGAAGGAAAAGAAUGGACAGGUUAUGAUGCUCUUCAGCUAUUUCCCAGAGGAUGGUCACAGAUGCUAUCACAGGUAGGAUAUUAAAAGAAGAACUAAGGCUGCAUAAUAUGGCUAAGGCCAUAGAAAUUAAGAAGCAAAAGGAGUUGUUUUAAAAAUCUGUUUGUUUCACUUUCCUUACUGCCACUUUGCAAUACCAUAACUAUGAAAGUCUUGGUUGCAAUUUAUGGUUGAAGCUAUGUAAUAGCAAAAUUAUUUAGUUGUUAGCUUAGCUCUGAAAAAAAAGUUUUAAAGUCCAUGUAAAAUUUAUUCACAUGUUUCAGGAUGACAGGACACUCUGCUACAGGAGGCACCUUGGCGUUCCUGUUCUGCAGGGGGGUAAAACUUUGAGACAUUUUCAUUCAGUGAGGUGAGCAAGUAUGUGUGUGAUCUACUGUUAUUUGUUUUGAUGGCUGGGUACCUUGACAGCUUUUGACAGCAAUCCAUGAAUGAGUUAUAGCAAUGGACUUAGGCAUUAAGGGGCUACACUGAAGGCUGUGUCCAGAUGUUCAAAGGUAUAUAUGAGGAAAAUAUCCAUUGAGAUAAAAAAAUUAAUUCCUUAUGCAUUAGGAGAUGAAUCCAAUAAAAAGCUUAGGCUUAGAUUAAAGCAGGAUUGAAGUUAAAUCAGUGUAAGUCCAAAGUAAUGAUUGCAGACCUUCCUUUAUCUGGAGACAAGAAGUGCUGAAAGAACCUCUCCUUUUCAUGAUGUUUAUACAAACUUCUCCAAAAGGCACAACACUGCCUUACUUCUGGUAGUUCACUUCAUGCAGUGUGACAGGUCCCUGGUCUAAGUGGAUCAGAUUUCCAGCUUCACUGGGAUAGAGACAUCAGGUGUUGCUUUCCUUCCCUGUACAGUGGAAGCUCUGAAAUAACAUCUAAUACAUUCUGACAGAAUCAAGUUCCUCAGAUAGAGGGAUAAGAAGUGAAGAAAGCAUCCUGCACCUGUCCUGCUCACAAUGCAGUCAAGUGCCAGAUUCCUCAAGUGAGAGAAAUCAAAGACAUUGGACACAUUUCAAUCUUACAGUUAAAACAACCAUGGCAGAAAUUAUAAUCUUUGGAUUCAGUUAGCUGUUGAAAGCCCCUACAAUCUAAUUUACCAUACAGCUCUUUAAAGCAAAAUUCAUAAACUUCAGAGCAAGGACCAAAGUCCAGGUUCCUGACCAGUCAGGUUAAAGCUUCACACAAUAAGUCACAGGAUUCAAACUCAUGUUUGAAUAUAUUCAGCUUUACCUAAACCUGGGCCUCUCAUCCAGCAGAAUGUACUUUACCCAUUGGAGGAGUAUUAUUGUGAGGAGGACUGUGGUCACCAGGGUUUGGCAGUACCACUGUACAUAGAUGGGUUCCUGCUUUCUCAGCUGACUUAAACUGAAAAUGGUUCUCUGCAUGAAACAAUAGAUACUUUUUUUUUUUUUUUUCAUUAAAGUCUAUAGACUUAUUUGAUACUCCCAUCACAGAAGAGUUUUCCCAGAACUUGUAAUGUCCAUUUUUAAGAGAGGCCUUAAUCUGGCACAGCCUAAAUCCCUAAGCACCUGAGAUAGCUAAAGAACUUUACAUGUCUUGGACACAUGCCUUAUUUUAAGCAUAGCUGAACAGUUCAGUCACCAUGGAAGUAGAAAAGCGUAGUUGUGUAUUUUUAUUGAAUCUUUGGGAUUGUAAGCAGUGUGCAUUUUAAGGAUCCUUUUGCUCCUUCACAUUGAAGUAUAGACAGCCUUGAACCAUAGUAGAACCAUACAUUUGUGUGGUAGCUGUCUGUAUGUAAUCUGCAAAGUGAAAACCUUGUUUCUCAUGCAUUUCAGCCCAAAAUAUUUGGUUCAUUGUCAAGGGCUCAGCUCAGCUGACUGGAGAGCAAGAAAAGGAGUAAGGGAUGAUUGAUGGGCCCAGGACUAUGGGUGGAGGAAAGUCAAUGAACUGAAUCAGUCUCUGGACAAUGGCAGAAAAAUGUUACAGAGAGCUCAGGAGAGUCAAUAUGACCUGAAAAAAACAAAGAAACAAAGAAACAAACAAAUAAAAAAAUCAAAUCAAAUCAAAACAAAACAAAACAAAACAAAAAAACCAACAAAAAACCAAACACCAAAAAACCCUCCCCCCCAAAAAAGCAAACAAUCAAAAAAACCAACCAAACCCCACCCCCCCCCCCCCCAAAAAAAAAGAAAAAGAAAAAACAAAAACAAAAACAAAAAGCCAACCAAACAAGGGAUAAACAGAGAGGAUCUAUUAAUACAGACGUUCAUUAAAAAUUACUGGGCUUUUAAUAUGUGUCAAAAUAAAUCUUUAAAAAUUCCUAAAUAUCAGCUAACAUUUAGCUCAAUUACUUCAAUUUCUACAGAAAGUGUGCCUGGAAUAGCUGUAUUCCUUUAUCCAACAGGUUAAACACCUGGGUUUUCCAUUUUAACAUGUACAGUCAUUCAGAGUUGGAAUUUAGGGUAAAUAUUUGAGUGUUAGAAUAAGCAUAUUUCACCUACACACAAGUGGAAUACUGUUAGCAUUUCUCAGAUUUGGACUGGGAUUUUAUGUUUUAUAUUUAAAAUAUUUAAUCAGCAUAUCAUACCUUAUGAUUGCAAAACAGGACUCUAGACUGAUCUGUGAGCACAGGUGCCCGAACUUUAAAGUAUGUAUGUGCUUAAAACAACAAAGCAAGUAAUUUUAUCUUUUUUUUAUUUAUCAUUUGAUAAGCUAUCUUUUACAAAUCCUCUUACUUUUGUUUCUAGUAUGGAAGAAACACCUUUAUAACAUUGGCAAAAUACUGGGUUUUACUUACUUCAGGGAAUAAGGGGUGUGUUGUGCUCUUGCAAUGAUUCAUAUUUAGCUUGCCUACAAGGCAGCAGUAACAUAUUUCUAGUUUAUGCUUUAAUUUCUAGAUUCCAGUUAUUUCUUCAAGCUAUAGCAGAAAGAAGGUGCAAUCCUAGAUGGUAGGGUAAUCCUGUGGUCACAUAGGGUUGGACUCUGAUGCAAUAUAGUGAUCAAAAAUAAUAUAAUCAAAAAAUACUUGCACUAAUGCAAGGUAGAUGAGGUGUAUCUACAUUCCAUAUCAUGGGAGGUAUGUCCCAUGACCAUUAUCCAAAUUGUAUAUAUAACAAAUAAAUUAAUUUUCAUAUUGUGACAUGUCUAAUCUGUUGAAUUGGCUUAAAUAUAAAUUCAGGGCAGAAGAGAGAGGAGUGAGAAGAAUUUUUGCAUUCAGAUAUCUUGCUAGGAGGUAGUCAGAACAAGCUACAUCAUUAAUGACCUAAGUACUUGUUGUUGCUAAUUGCUUGCUGGUUCUCAUCCAUCAGUGACUCUUGGCUCAACAGAGGAUAGGCUCUAAAACAAGCUACAGCCUUUAAAGGCCUAGUUAAUAUUGGAAAUGAAAAAAUAAAGAGGACAGAGUAUGAACUAGAUCCCUAAAGGAAGGUUAAUAUGAUAAUGUUCUGAGCCACUAUACUAAAUUUUAUAUGCCCAGUGGUAUCUACACCCCUGAAUAAAACACUUAAACUCUCUAGUCAUUGAGCACAUGAAUGAGAAUCAAAACAGACAAUGUGUUCAAUAUGGAACUGCCAAAACUUUCUAAUAAAAAUCCCUGAUGACAGUGAGGUCUUACACCCUUGCCCUGCCAGUGGGAUUUAGUUACUGCUGGGUGGCAGGAACAUGCUUAUUUCAGUUCCAUAUUCUGCAGCCCUCUUGUGCACUGAGGUACCUAAACAGCUGCCUUCAGAAACAGGACACUUUGCAGAAAACAAACCCAGAGUUUUGGGACUGGAUAAAGUUUAACUCCUUAAGCCUAAGAUUGGAGGGAUAUUUGGAUAUAAACUGUUCCAAGGAUAACUCGUGCAUUUCAUGUGAAAUUCUAUUUAGAUAAAAUACAAAACCAAUACCAAGACCUUUACAUCUCCUCAGUAACAUCUACUUCUUCCUUAGACUAUAAAUUUACUUUUCCAGGCCUACUACAGUGCCUCAUGAACCAGGACUGGAGAAUUGUUCUGGCCAUGAACUGAACUUCUCUCUUAGAUCUACAAAGGUGCUAAAACCCCAGCACAGUUCCACUUCAGGCAGUCAUGUCCUUUUGUGACUCCCAGCUGAGCUUUCUAAGACUUGCAGCUCUUCUGAGAGCACUGUCUGCAAAGGAGACCCUAGAGCUAUAUGGAUAAUGGCAGCACUCAGGAUGUUUUUCUGAUCUAGGAGGUCUUGAUGCUGCUGAGGGUUCAGAAUUUUGGUAGGUGUCAGGGGAGAAUUUUUUGACCAAAACUACACAUGCCUGAGUGAGAAGAGUAUUUGUCAAAAACAUGGGGAGAUUGAAGGGAACAGAUAAUUUCUGCACUCAGAGUAGGCAUGAACUAGGUGAGCUGAGAUAUUUAACAAGUGUGAUAUGUGUGAUUUGGUGGUACAUAUGAGAUAUGUGUCUAUGGGUGGCUCUGGGAAAGGAAUGAAAAGGUGAGAACUAGAUUUCAUAGAAGAAUGGAAAAGAAAUAGUAAACAGAAUCUCUAAUUGGAAAGUUUCUGAGCAGCUUUCUCCAGAGACGUGAAAGUUUAAUAAGUUCUGAGUAGGUUGGACAGAUAACACAAAUACGGCAUUAGCUAUAUAAAGUAUAAAAAUUGAAAUACAUGCUAACUUCUUUUUGUAACUUAUCAACUGCUGCUUAAUGGAAUUAUAGUGGAGAAUAUCUUGCCCUUGACCUUACUAUUCAAUGAUUCCAGAUUAGAGCAUUGCUCUGAGGAAACACAGCCUCCUUCUCAGGAUGUUACAGCCCUCCGGGGGGCACAGCCUCAGGCUGGAGCCACAGACCUGCCUCUUGGCUCUUAAUGCAGGUCAGUCCCCAAGGACAUGAAGCUGUGUGUGUCAGGAGAAAACAAGAGUGUCAGCCUGUGCUUAUUAGUGCAGAAAACAAAACUGCCUGUAAAUAGUUAAGCUCCCACAACCCCUGUGUUGUCUGGUAUGGCUCAGAGCCCUGUAGGAGCUUCUUUGAUUUUCCAGCAGUACGCACGGCUGCAGGAGGACAUUUAGAUUCCUAAGGACCACAGGGCAUGAGCAUGUCUUGUAUACAUGUGAUGACAGGGAGAUCACAGAGCACACAGGCUCAUUUAAGCCACUACACUGCAGUAUCUAUGUGGAAAUUUCUGAACCUCUCUACCAGUGAUCUUUCUGGGGCUGCCAGCUGCUUGUGCUCCUGGCACUACCUUCUCCAGUGGAGGACAGAAGGCAGCUCCAUACUGCAAAUUUCCCAGUGUCUCUAAAGGGACAAUGAGAACUGCUGAGGAAAAGGCAAAAAGCUACCUUAUUAAGUCCACUUUAUUAGUGAGGAAUCCCUUCUACUUUUAGGGCAACCACGGACAAUUAGGAGUGGCCUGAACUCUAAAGACAAAAAACAAUGACUGGCUUGGGGGAAAGUCUGGAUAAAGCUCCUCAGAAACUCCUUAUUUAUUCAUACAAACUACUUGCCUGUCUGUGCCUCUGUGCUAUGAAUGAGCCAAGAUACAUGACUGAUAAAGGACAAGAGCAGGAAGCCUCUUGUGUAGGUUUCAUACCUCCUUGGAUGGUCUAGGCUGUUGAAUGGCUUGGGACAGCCAGACACACUAAGCAAAGCCUAUGGGAAAUGCCUCAGCAGUCACAAGGGUUCUUGGCUUGUACCCAUCUUAAUUUCAUGUUUUGGGUGGCAGAAGUCAGGCUUUUAUAAGAGUUUUAUAAUUGUAGGUGUGAAAGAGAAAUACUGCUUGAUAAGCUACUGGUUUAUCAAGCAAUUUUAUAGAACUGAAUUUUGUGAUGUAGAGUUAGUGUCCAAUCCCUCUAUAUAACACAGCAUUUUUGUAGAAUUACAGCAGAAUUACUAAUAAAACUUAUAGGAUAAAAGAAAGAAUGGAAGAUAAAAAUAGCUGGAAAAGAGAGGGAGAAAGCAAGAAAGCAAGUAAGCAGGCAUGUGCCUGCACUGUUCCAUUGUAGUCAAGAGAUUUAUAAAUGGGAAAAUUAUCUUUUUCUAAGUUCAGGUUGAGUUUUUGAUCACCACUCUUCUUCAAGCCAUGCUGCACUCCAGUAAGGGGCACAAACAGAGAUAAGUAUUUUUAUUUGCCCUCUUUGGAUAUUAGUAACAAAAAGGCCAGGGAGCAGAGGCAAUGCCUCUGUUAACCUUGCAGGUGAGGUGGGCAGGCUGCUGUAAAGGCAGUGUUUGGAUGGUGUGGCUGGGAUGUGCUCUCAGUCUGCUUUGCUGGGAUUUGGCUCUGUGCAUUUAAAAUACACCCACUUGUGGCCAUUAGCAACCACUUAAGCUGCCUGUGUCCUUGCCUUCAAUCUUUUGCUAGUCUGCAUGGGGAACUGCAUGUACAGAAUUCACUGUGUUAUUCAUCACAUGGUAUAUCAUUUGGUAUAAGGAAAUGUUUAAAUAAGCUUUUAUGAUCCUGAAAUUUAUCAAACAUUGGAAGACAUACAGUGCAAGAAAUUCAACACUAUCAACUGCAGUUGUGACCUUUUAGAUAAACUGAUCUGAACAGACUGACACCUGUAACUGUACAUCAUCCUUUAAAGUAGACAUAUCAUGUGAGAAGCAAACACAGUGUUUUUAUAAAGUCUGAUACUGCAUAAGGCAACAGCAUGGCUUGCCAUGUACUUUCCCUUUAAUUCUGCAAAAGCCAAGAAUUUAUACAUUCAAUAAACAUUGAUUAUAAAUUAGAUUAAUGACAACUGUAAUCUCAUUAAUUAUGUUUUUAAUAAACCAAU
This is a messenger RNA of Oenanthe melanoleuca, 11327 nucleotides long. RefSeq names its product protein phosphatase 1 regulatory subunit 3A (gene PPP1R3A). Gene Ontology annotation, cellular component: protein phosphatase type 1 complex. Lineage: Eukaryota; Metazoa; Chordata; Aves; Passeriformes; Muscicapidae. Gene Ontology annotation, molecular function: protein phosphatase 1 binding; glycogen binding. The record is from RefSeq and is a predicted model, not a curated record. The coding region runs from base 104 to 3457 and encodes 1117 amino acids. Gene Ontology annotation, biological process: regulation of glycogen biosynthetic process. The transcript has 4 exons.